AAUGAAUUUAAGGACUUCUCACUGAAGUGGACAAAGACAUUUAGUCACUUUGACAGAGCAGGGCAAACCAAGUUGGCAGACAAGUUACCCGGAGAAAAAGAGAGAUGGAUGGAGAGGCUGAAGAUAAAACACUGCGUACCCACUCUAAAGGAACCAACGUGCCAAUAGAUUCUCUAAUUCAGGAGCUCAGUGCUGCUUAUGAUUGCUCCGUGGCGAAGAAGAGGAGAGCUGCAGAGCAGGCUUUGGGCGUCCCAGUCAACAAGAGAAAAUCCCUGCUAAUGAAGCCCCGACACUACAGCCCAAACCUUGACUGCAGAGAAGAAUGUGAUGACAGGACCGAGGCUGAGGAGGAAGAUAGCCUCCCGGAAGCCAGUGAUCGCACUGCCACAGAAGAAAUCGUGAUAAAACCUAUGGAUGAGAACCUCCAUUCAACUGCACAAGAAAACUCCAAUGGGAAGGAAGACAGAUACGGCUGCUAUCAAGAGCUUGUGGUCAAAUCUUUAAUGCACUUGGGGAAAUUUGAAAAAAAUUUGUCUGUUCAGACCAUAAGUGAUAAUUUAAAUGACAGUGGCAUCCAGUCUCUAAAAGCAGAGAGUGAUGAAGCUGAUGAGUGCUUUAUGAUUCAUUCUGAUGAUGGAAAAGAAAAAAUCGAUGAUUCCCAGCUUCCGUUCUGCUCCUCAGAUGACAGUGAAAGUAACUCUGAAAAUGCAGAGAAUGGUUGGGACAGUGGCUCCAACUUCUCAGAAGAAACCAAACCACACAGGGUCCCAAAGUAUAUUUUAGUGGAUAAUAGAAAAGACCUAUUGGAAGUUCCUGAAAUAAAAACUGAAGGUGACAAGUUUAUCUCUUGUGAAAACAUGUGUGAUUCUGAGACAGAAAGGAGAGACCCACAGAAUGCUCACCAGGAACGGCUGGAUGGCAAAGCCCAGCCCUCAUUUGCUGGGAUGGAGGAAGAUGAUAACGAGUGCCUGGCAGCCAUGACAGAAGAGUCUGUUGACCUGGAGAAAGCGAAGGGGAACUUGAGUUUGCUGGAGCAAGCAAUUGCUCUCCAGGCUGAACGUGGUUGUGUUUUCCAUAACACCUACAAAGAGUUGGACAGGUUUCUACUGGAGCACCUUGCUGGGGAAAGAAGGCAAACCAAAGUUAUUGACAUGGGUGGAAGACAAAUCUUUAACAAUAAACAUUCACCGCGGCCUGAGAAGAGGGAGACCAAGUGCCCUAUCCCCGGGUGCGAUGGCACGGGACAUGUGACAGGACUCUACCCCCACCAUCGCAGCCUUUCGGGUUGCCCCCACAAAGUGAGGGUUCCCCUGGAAAUUCUUGCCAUGCACGAAAACGUGCUCAAGUGUCCCACCCCAGGAUGCACAGGAAGAGGGCACGUGAACAGCAACCGCAACACUCACAGGAGUCUUUCUGGUUGUCCGAUUGCUGCAGCUGAAAAAUUGGCAAUGUCCCAGGACAAAAAUCAGCUUGAUUCUCCCAAAACCGGGCAGUGUCCUGACCAGGUUCACAGGACUAGCUUGGUGAAACAAAUUGAAUUCAAUUUCCGAUCACAAGCCAUCACCUCUCCCAGGGCCACGGUGUCAAAAGAACAAGAGAAGUUUGGAAAAGUACCAUUCGAUUAUGCCAGUUUUGAUGCCCAGGUUUUUGGUAAACGCCCCCUUGUUCAAACAGGUCAAGGACGAAAAACACCACCAUUUCCUGAAUCAAAGCAUUUUUCAAAUCCAGGGAAAUUUCCUAAUCGACUGCCUAGCGCAGGCGCCCACACACAGAGCCCUUGCCGUGCCAGCUCUUAUAGCUACGGUCAAUGUAGUGAAGACACCCACAUAGCAGCAGCUGCUGCCAUCCUGAACCUUUCCACCCGCUGCAGGGAAGCUGCAGACAUCCUCUCCAACAAACCACAGAGUCUGCAUGCCAAGGGAGCCGAGAUAGAAGUGGAUGAAAAUGGCACAUUGGACUUAAGCCUGAAAAAAAAUCGAAUCCUGGACAAAGCUGCACCCCUAACUUCCUCUAACACUUCUAUUCCAACUCCUUCCUCUUCCCCAUUCAAAACAAGCAGCAUUUUGGUCAAUGCAGCAUUCUAUCAGGCUCUCUGUGAUCAAGAGGGCUGGGAUACUCCUAUCAACUAUAGCAAAACUCAUGGGAAGACAGAGGAGGAGAAAGAGAAAGACCCAGUGAGCUCUCUAGAAAAUUUAGAGGAGAAAAAGUUUCCUGGAGAGGCCUCCAUACCAAGCCCUAAAACCAAGCUCCAUGCAAGAGAUCUCAAAAAAGAACUAAUCACCUGUCCAACGCCAGGAUGUGAUGGAAGUGGCCAUGUCACAGGGAACUACGCUUCCCAUCGCAGUGUUUCUGGAUGUCCUUUAGCAGAUAAGACUCUUAAAUCCCUAAUGGCUGCUAACUCUCAGGAGCUUAAGUGUCCAACCCCAGGUUGUGAUGGUUCAGGGCACGUGACUGGAAACUACGCUUCCCACAGAAGUUUGUCCGGCUGCCCUCGUGCCAGGAAAGGUAGUGUCAAAAUGACUCCUACAAAGGAAGAAAAAGAAGACCCUGAACUCAAAUGUCCUGUGAUAGGGUGUGACGGCCAAGGUCACAUAUCAGGUAAAUACACGUCCCACCGCACAGCUUCUGGCUGUCCCCUGGCUGCCAAGAGACAGAAGGAGAAUCCUCUCAAUGGGGCCCCCCUCUCCUGGAAACUGAACAAACAAGAGCUACCACAUUGUCCCUUGCCAGGCUGCAAUGGGCUGGGCCAUGUAAAUAAUGUUUUUGUCACCCACAGAAGCUUGUCUGGAUGUCCUCUAAAUGCACAAGCCAUCAAAAAGGGCAAGGUCUCAGAAGAACUAAUGACCAUCAAGCUCAAAGCAACUGGCGGUUUAGAGAGUGAUGAAGAAAUUAGGCAUUUGGAUGAAGAAAUAAAGGAACUGAAUGAAUCCAACCUUAAAAUUGAAGCAGAUAUGAUGAAACUUCAGACUCAGAUCACAUCUAUGGAGAGCAACCUAAAGACAAUAGAGGAGGAGAACAAGCUCAUAGAACAGAACAAUGAGAGCCUGCUGAAGGAGCUGGCGGGCUUGAGCCAAGCUCUUAUCUCAAGUCUCGCCGACAUUCAGCUCCCACAGAUGGGGCCUAUCAGUGAGCAGAAUUUUGAAGCAUAUGUAAAUACACUCACAGACAUGUACAGCAAUCUGGAACGGGACUAUUCCCCGGAAUGCAAAGCUCUGCUGGAAAGUAUCAAACAGGCAGUGAAGGGCAUCCAUGUGUAGGACCACAGAGCUGCCGGGCAACAGAAAUUACAAACAACAGUAACACAGACGGAUCUGGAAGGGGCUCCUGUGCUGCUAAGGCACGUAGGUUGCCGUACUGAAUUUACAAUUGCAACAUUGCACUAAUUUUUCCCCCAGCUGACAUAAAAAGGAAAGAAAAACUAUGAUAGACUCUUUGGAUUAAAAGCAAUGCAGUCAAAUAUUAGAUCUUAUUUAUUUUCAUAUGUUUUAAUUUUAUUUCUUCAUUGCACUCUUCUGGUUUUUUUUUGUAAAGUAUAUGUAAAAUAAAUGUGACAUUUUUAUAUUUUAUUUAUUUCUAAUCAAAGAGUUUUUUAUCUUUUAACUGCGUUUUGAAGUCUGCCAUAUUUUUACAAGUGUGUUUAUUAAUUUAUUUUCCAAUAGAAUUUAAAUAGAAAUGCUAUUCUCAAAUCACAUACCUUGCUGGGUUUAAAUGAAAAAACAAAAAAGUAAGAAGGAAAUCUUUGUCUAAGGACUGCACUAUGGUCCAGUUUGAUUUUUAUUGCACACUUCUUUUCCUCCCUUUCACUGGCUUUUGUAUUUAUAAAUGGGCUUGCCGUGAGGUGCGGGGAAGAAAUAAGAAGAUAAAUGGCGCCCACUAGUGGGAAAUGCGCACUCACAGAAGCACAGUGUACUGGAAAACAGCCUGUUCAGAAUUUGUUAGCAAUAAUUAAAUAUAGCAAUCAGCAAAGUAUUCGACUUGGCUGUACGGUUUUAGUUAAUAUGAAUUAUUUAUUUGACAUGUUUUAAAGAAACAUAAGCUUUUUUAGUGAUGCAGAUUUGUCUGUUUUUCAAGUCAUAUCAGAUAGUUGGCAACUCUUAUCCCAAGAUGAGAAAUAAGACUUGAUGUGACCAGCCAGGCUUUCCUGCCAUAUGUUGGUACAAUAUACAAGUGACAAUAUUGAUGUAGAUUUGUACUUAGCAAAUACAAACACAUCCAAAUGGAAAAUUUUGUAGAUACCAUAUCCCCUGAAAUAGCAUUUAUCUUACUGGGUGGACUGGAAAGGAAUGGGAAAUAUAGUAACACGUGAAAAAAACAUUACUCCGAUCCGAGUAAUUAAACACUGCCGACAUUGUCUUACCUUCCUUAGGCAACAGGAAAACUUUCAAUUUGAUAAAAAAUCUUCCCACAGAACUACAAAUGCUACAAAGUAUACACACUCACACCCACAGACACACA
Messenger RNA from Ailuropoda melanoleuca (giant panda), 4455 nucleotides. RefSeq names its product ST18 C2H2C-type zinc finger transcription factor (gene ST18). Gene Ontology annotation, molecular function: RNA polymerase II cis-regulatory region sequence-specific DNA binding; zinc ion binding; DNA-binding transcription factor activity, RNA polymerase II-specific. Bases 105 to 3257 code for a protein of 1050 amino acids. The transcript has 21 exons. NCBI's taxonomy places the organism in Eukaryota, Metazoa, Chordata, Mammalia, Carnivora, Ursidae. Gene Ontology annotation, cellular component: nucleus. The record is from RefSeq and is a predicted model, not a curated record. Gene Ontology annotation, biological process: regulation of transcription by RNA polymerase II.